UGGAAUUUUCCAUCAUGGACGCCAUUCGCGGACGUUUAUUCUAACGUAGUCGGGUAGCCAGCAUCAUGAGUGAGCUGAAGGACUGCCCGCCUUUGAAGUACUACGACUUCAAGCCUGUGGAGCACGUCAAGGUGUGUCCCCGCUACACGGCCGUGCUGGGACGUUCGGAGGACGAUGGAAUCGGCAUCGAGGAGCUGGACACUUUGCAGCUGGAGCUGGAGACUCUCUUGUCCUCGGCCAACCGUCGCCUCAGAGCUCUGGAGGAGCAAAGACAGAUCCUCACAGACUGGCAGGACAAGAAGGGAGACAAGCGCUUCCUGAAGAUGGGAAAAGACCCAGACCCAGCGGCGUCCUCACGUCACAAGCCAAAGAAGCAGAAACUAGAUGGCAAAAGUAGUCACGGGCCAGGGCCAGGUCCUGGCAGGCCUAAAUCCAAAAACCUGCAACCUAAAGGCCAAGAAUAUGAAUUUACAGACGAUCCUCAAGAUAUUCCUCGCACGCCUAAGAACGACGUUCCCAACAGAUUCUGGGCUUCAGUUGAACCGUACUGCGCCGACAUAACAAAUGAGGAGAUUCGGUUGCUCGAGGAACUCCUAAAACCGCCGGACGAUGAAGCCGAGUACUUUAAAAUUCCAGCUUUGGGGAAACACUACUCACAGCGGUGGGCUCAGGAAGAUCUGCUGGAAGAGCAGAGAGAAGGAGCUCGGGCCAAUGACAAGAAGAAGGGUCUCUUGGGCGGUCCGCUGUCGGAGCUCGACGCAAAAGACGUGGACUCUUUGCUGAAGAAGUCGGAGUCCCAGCAUGAGUCUCCGGAAGACGGCUGCCCCUUUGGCCCGCUCACACAACGCCUCCUCCAGGCUCUUGUGGAGGAGAAUAUUAUAUCCCCUAUGGAGGAUUCUCCUAUACCGGACAUUUCAGGGAAGGAUGCUAACGAUGGAGCAGGGACAUCUCCUCGAAGCCAAGGGAAAUCUUUUAGCGCUCCUCACACACGUUCCCUCGAGGCUCGGAUCAAAGAAGAGCUGAUCGUCCAGGGAAUCCUGGAUUCCGAGGAGCGACCCGGUCCCGGCGGAGACUGCGAGGACGAGGUGCUGGUGGAGCUACAGAAGAGACAGGCGGAGCUCAAAGCUUUGAUUGCUCACAACAAAACCCGUAAGCAGGAGCUGCUCAGGUUGGCAAAAGAGGAGAUGCGGAAGCAAGAGCUAAGGCAGCGGGUCAGGGUUUCUGACAACGAGGUCAUGGAGGGAUUUCGGCGAAUCAUGGCAGCUAGACAGAAGAAGCGCACUCCGACCAAGAAGGAGAAAGACCAGGCGUGGAAAGCUCUGAAGGAGCGUGAAAGCAUUCUGAAGUUACUGGACGGUUGAAGGUACAUAAGUUGAUUUAAAAACUGCGCAAGGAAGACUUUUUUGACUACAGAUGCACACUGCUGCAUGGGCGAUUCGCAAAGAUGGAUCUCCCUACAGGUGGCAUUUGAGGAGGGGCAUUUCUGUCGUUCUUUUUCAAUGGUAUGCAUUUAGUGAAGCUGUCUAAGUUGUUUAAGACGCCCUUUUUGUCUGUUGUGUUAUCAUAAAAAAGAGUGUUUGUAUAAAAUGGUGACCAAAUUAAAAUCUGUUGUAAUAAAACA
Molecule: messenger RNA, 1621 nt
Organism: Syngnathus typhle (broad-nosed pipefish)
Lineage: Eukaryota; Metazoa; Chordata; Actinopteri; Syngnathiformes; Syngnathidae
Gene: tada3l
Product: transcriptional adaptor 3 (NGG1 homolog, yeast)-like
Exons: 9
Coding region: 66-1361 (431 amino acids)
Biological process (GO): regulation of transcription by RNA polymerase II
Cellular component (GO): SAGA complex
Molecular function (GO): transcription coactivator activity
Source: RefSeq, a predicted model, not a curated record